Varroa destructor (honeybee mite) is the source of this 4804-nucleotide messenger RNA. RefSeq names its product transmembrane channel-like protein. The record is from RefSeq and is a predicted model, not a curated record. Lineage: Eukaryota; Metazoa; Arthropoda; Arachnida; Mesostigmata; Varroidae. Gene Ontology annotation, molecular function: mechanosensitive monoatomic ion channel activity. Gene Ontology annotation, cellular component: plasma membrane.
UUUCGUCGAAAAAAGCAUAAGCCUCGCCUCGUGCCUGGCCCACCGCCGGCGCCUUAUUUAAGAACAAUACCACCAGAAGAGCUGCCGGAGCCUCCGGCGGAAAGAAUCGCCCGCCUACAGCUUGAACGCCAAAAGAGUAAAGACUCGAAACCGGCAAAGACCAGGAAAGCUAAACCUGGUCAGGCAGACUCACGUGGCAGAAAGGAUGAAAAUGACCAGUUCGAAGAAGAGCUUAGUCCCUUCGCCAAAGAAGAAGGUACAGUCGAGCACGAAAAGACUGACGCCGAAGCCACAAGCAAACCCAAAUCGACAACUAAGAUUGACAAGGAUGGCCCCAGUUCGCCACCGCCGGUAUCCGUAGAAAUUCAGAUCGAACCACCGCUCGAAGAGCUGCCCAUUGACAUCGUGGGUGACGGCGAUGAAGAGGACUUAAUCAAGGGCGAAGAUAAGAAAGCAUCAAAGGAUACGGAGCAACGGGAUAGAAAGGAUGGCAAAAAGGAUGAUGCAAGAGUGGAAAGCGAUGCUGAUGUCGUUGCACCCAACGGAGCUGAAGGAGCAGUUCACGAGGCAGAUGGAGGCGUCGGCGAUGCGCCUGCUGACGAAGAGCACAAAGAGGUUAGUGCUAAUGGAAAAACCGCCAAAGAUGAAACAGGGGCGCUCGAAAUCGUUGAGACAAGGAAAGAGAAGAAACGGCGAGGCCUCUUCGCUAGACGCAAAAAAGAGCCGCGUGAUGCGUCUACGGGCACGGAAAAAUCCGGGGAGCCAAGCGGAGUGGACGAUGAAUCCUUAGGAAAAGGUUCUUUCGCGGACAAUAAGGGCAGCGACAAAAAAGAACGCGGCAGAAGGUAUCUCAAAAGAAAGGACGCUGACAAACUACCGAAGUCAAGAACUUCAGACCUCUCACCGACCGAAGGAGGCCUUCAGUCUCUUUCAUCUGAAGAUGAAAUGUUAGAUGCGCAUCAUAGGCGUCGCAGCCCGCGACGGAGCCGAAGAGCUUCUACGAUUGGCGGCACGGACUCAAAGAGACGCUUAUCAUCCUACACAACCUCAUCAGGAGAUACGGCGAUCGACUUUGAGAAUUCAGAGGAUGAAGUAAAAGAGAAUAUACGUUACCACAAGAAUAUGAUUGAAAGUAUUAAAACGCAGCCGUGGUCGAUGGCAAAAAAACUUCGGAUGUUACGCACUGCCAAGGCAUACAUUAAGAAGCACGAGGGCGAACUUGCCCAGAGUAAACAAGCUCGUGAUAUCUUCGCAACGUACUCGAAUUGGUUUCGAAAUUCCCUGCACCGUUUAAAGCGGGAGAUUGCCGACCUGAUCAUUACGUUAACUCCUUGGGAAAUGCGCAUUAAAAGAAUUGAGAGUCAUUUCGGCUCAGUGGUAGCAUCUUACUUCAUCUUUCUUCGAUGGGUUUUCUGGCUAAAUAGCUUUAUUUCGCUAUUUAUCUGCUGUUUUCUAAUGGUUCCCGAAGUUCUUCGAGGAGAUGAUGAUAUAACAGGAAUGCGUAAAAAAGUGAAAGACGACGAGGCACAAAACGCUUUAAACCUGAAGGAAGUUUGGGAGUUCGAAGGCUAUUUGAAAUAUUCGCCCAUAUUUUAUGGUUACUACUCAGAUCGUGAGGUGACCCCCGAAGGGUAUCGUCUUCCAUUAGCCUAUCUGUUGUCUUCACUCGUCAUGUACAUGUUUAGCUUCUUCAUGAUAUUAAGAAAAAUGACAUCGAACAACAAACAAUCGAAAAUGAUUGAAAAAGAGGAUGAAUGCACGUUUGCUUGGAAGUUGUACACCGGCUGGGACUAUAUGAUCGGAAAUGCUGAGACCGCUCACAAUAAGGUCUCAUCAUUAGUAAUGAGUUUUAAGGAAUCAAUUCUGGAAGAAAAAGAACGUCGAAAGGAGGAACGGAGCUGGAAACUCAUCACCCUCCGUACAUUUACAAACUUUUUGGUUUUGUUGUUACUUGGUUCAUCCGCAUACGCCGUCAUCCUCGUCGUCGCUCGUGGCGAAGAACCAGAAGCGCAGAAGAGCUGGUAUCGCCAAAACGAGGUCACCCUCGUCCUUACCGGUAUUAGCAACGUGUACCCGAAUUUCUUCGAUUUGAUCGGUGCAAUAGAGCAAUACCAUCCACGCCAGCAAUUACAAUGGCAGCUGUUUCGAAUCCUUAUGCUCUACAUGCUCAAUUUGUACACACUGAUUUUCGCCCUUUUCGGAAAGGUUCGAAAAAUGACGAGCGAGCUAAGCGGUAUGCGUGAAAACAUAACGUUCUUAAUAGAAAGCGGCGCGUUCGACAGGCGUAACAGUCUACCCGUUGAACCUAACGCAGCCAUGGAUAACCUGACGAGUCUCGAUUUCUUUACUGAGCUUCCUAUGAGUCCUCUAGAAGAAUUCUUACAUGACGCUGUGAAGACAUUCCCAAAAUUGGAUCUUUCGAACUGUCUAACCUGCAGCUGGCUUCCGAUAAAAUGUAGUUUGUUAUUGUUAAUUCUCAACUCGACGUUCCCAGUUCGCGUCCCCAACGAAAUGUUCUAUAGCGUGAUGCCAGAACCAUGUGGAGCAAUACCAUCCUACAAUCAAUCAUGGUGCAUCGAUUCAGCGUGGAAUAGUAGCAUCGAGUAUAAUCAAACGGCACAGGAUGACAGAGACUGGAAUAGUUCUCUUCCGUGUCCACCACCUUCGACGGUAUCUACGACCACUACGACAACGACCGCAAAAACUUAUUCUUUAGAACAGAUCGCACUGUUCAUUGCUAAUUAUACGAUCUCGCAUCACUUCAACAAUAACUUAACUCCAAAUGGGUCCCCUGAAGUAACACCCAACGACGCGUUCGCAUCGAAUUUAUUUGGUUCCGAGUUUAACGUUUCAGAUGCGACGAAUCUCUUAUUUUACGAUAACUUGAGCAACUUCACCAGUCUCUCUGGCAACGACACAGAACGGCCAACAUUUACUCUGGUACAAACGUCCACGGUGUCAGUGGCUGAAGAAGACUAUUUGCCCGUGGAACGCAUGAACUGCACGAACGUGUAUAUGCCAUACUGUGGCUCCCUGCCGAUACCAAAAGAACUAAAGGAAGAGGAACAAACAACAGCUUCAGAUAUUGAUUAUAUUUCAACGACAAGUCGGCCGCCAGGCUACAUUAGUCAGGACGAGCUGAACCGCAUCGACGAGUCUGACAAAGAUCGUCUUCGUAAGCUUUGCUGGGAAACAAUGUUUGGGCAGGAGAUCGUCAAGUUAACUGUCAUGGACCUCGCGAUGACGAUUGGAACAACUGUCCUCACAGAUUACAUUCGUGCAGUCUUCAUCCGCUACCUCAAUAACUAUUGCUGCUGGGACAUGGAAGUCGGCUGGCCUGGGUAUGGCGACUUCAAAAUCGCCGAGAAUAUUCUUCACCUCGUUAAUAAUCAAGGCAUGGUCUGGAUGGGCAUGUUCUUUUCACCUGGUUUACCAGCGAUUAAUACGAUCAAAUUGGCGCUAAUGAUGUACGUUCGUUCAUGGGCCGUAUUAACUUCAAACAUCCCCCAUGAAACCGUGUUUAAAGCCUCGGGAAACAACUUCUACUAUAUGCUUCUUUUGGUCAUGCUCUUCAUUUGUACGUUACCAGUUGGAUAUGCGAUGGUGUGGUUGGAACCUUCAUGGCACUGUGGUCCUUUCAGCGGAUGUAAACGGGCUUAUAAGGUGUUUACGAACUAUUUGAAGCGAACGCUUCCGAAGUGGUUAAAUAUCGUUCUUGAAUAUUGCUGUUCAGCUGGUGCCAUUAUUCCGCUUAUCCUUCUACUAGUACUGGUCAUUUAUUAUCUCUCGUCAAUAACGGGUUCCUUGAGAGAAUCCAACAACGAUCUGAUGGCCCAGAUUCGCCGCGAAAAAGAGGAAAAACGUGCGAAGAAAGCAGAAGAGGAAAGCACUAAGCUCUCCAAAAUUCCAUUAGAUAUUGAAAGCAAACCUGCCAUCACUAACGAGGACCAGGCUGAGAAGGCCGAAAAGAUUCUUAACAUGUGGUCGGCCGCGUCUAGACGGCAAUCGAUGGUACAGAAAUUAAAAGGCUCUUCAUCACCGCUACAACGAGCCGUAGCUUUGACCCAGGAGCAUCUUUACAAAGAAAAAGAUGACUUUGAAAGUUCGGAAACCUCCAGAGGCCCGGCAGCACCUUCAUGGAACGUCGCAGUGCAAGAACAUGUUGAUCGUGCUCGACAAAUGGAUCGUAAAGAUGGUAGGAGGCCUCUACGUAGUCAACGGUCCGACGAGGAGCCGCUAGUUUCGUCAGUAAAUACAUCAAACAUGGGCUACAAACAGCUCGAAGAAAUCCGUGCCGUUGAGCAACUGAGAGCUUUUCGAGAAAAAAAACGUCGUCAGCGUGUCCCAAAGAUUAUGAUUAGCAAAGACGGAACUGAAGAAUUGCAGGCUAGUAUUGACAGCGAGGCUGCCCAGAAAGAUGGACAGACUUUAGAAGGUCCCCAGGCCCAAGAAAGCAGAGGCUCCAAAGCUUCCAGCUCAACUGCUGACAACCAGCCUUUACUUCUUGACCCUACCAAAAGCCCAAUUCCCAUAAAAGGAAAAAAAUUUAAACCAACGCUUCGACGCGAGACGGCAAAAUAUCCGGUAGAAGAAGACCAAUCCCCUGGAGGUUCGCAGUCUGUAUCGAGUAACGCCGGGACAUCGACGAAAGGCUCGUAUUCACCGAGUCAAACAACUGAUUGCCCAAUCGAAUCGGGUGUACAGCAUAGAGGUACCUAUAACAGCAAUCACGAGCGCUUAUUGAAAAAUGCGGUUAUGUAUACCCGUCCAUAACCUGUACAUAUAUGUGUAUAGGUAUACUCGA